Molecule: messenger RNA, 1384 nt
Organism: Drosophila kikkawai
Lineage: Eukaryota; Metazoa; Arthropoda; Insecta; Diptera; Drosophilidae
Product: aldo-keto reductase family 1 member B1
Cellular component (GO): cytosol
Molecular function (GO): aldose reductase (NADPH) activity
Source: RefSeq, a predicted model, not a curated record
CCAAAAUUUAAUUAGGAUAUUAACAUGUCCAAAUGACAAUUACCGUUCUCAAAACUAACAAAAUAAAAUUAACUAAUCAUUUUGUAAAUUCUCUUUGGCUGCAAAUCGAUUAUGUUCGGCGAAAGUCUUUUGCUUGCCCACAAGUUUCUAAAUUUAAACAAUUUACCCAAAUUAGCGGGUCCCUGUGUUUUAGUUCACUUGCUAAAUUGUAAAAUAAAGCGUAACAUAGCGCACAGGCCCGUCGUUUUUAACACCAAAACAUUUAACGACGAGGGAAAAUCCCAAGAAAUGUCGACGCCAAACUUUCUACUGAGCAAUGGUAAAAAUAUGCCUAUGGUGGGUCUUGGGACCUGGCGGAGUCCUCCGGAGGUCAUCACGCAAGCUGUCAAGGAUGCCAUUGACAUUGGCUACCGGCACUUUGAUUGUGCCCACAUUUAUGGCAACGAGGCACAAGUGGGAGCUGCUCUCCGGGAGAAAAUGCAGGAAGGGGUGGUCACGCGUGACAGCCUCUUCAUCACCAGCAAACUCUGGAACACCUAUCACAAACCUGAGCUAGUGCGUGGCGCCUGCGAGACAAGUAUGAGAAAUCUGGGUGUAUGCUAUCUAGAUCUCUACCUCAUGCACUGGCCCAUGGCCUACAAGUCGGGAGACAACCUGUAUCCCACCUGCCCGGAUACAAACAAGGCGGUUUUUGAGGAUAUAGAUUACAUAGACACGUGGCGAGCCAUGGAGGAUCUCGUAGACCAAGGACUGGUCCAUGCCAUAGGGGUCUCCAACUUUAACGAACAGCAAAUCAAUCGGCUUCUAAGCGUGGCCAAGCUAAAGCCGGUGGUUCUUCAGAUCGAGUGCCACCCGUACCUGCGCCAGAAGUCCUUGAUUACUUUAUGCUAUGACAAUGCCAUAGCUGUGACCGCCUACAGCUCUCUGGGAUCGGGUCAUACUCCCUACGAGAAGCCUGGAGCAUAUCCGCUGCUGCAGCAUCCCACCAUAUUGGCCAUAGCGGAGAAGUAUGGCAGGACGGCGGCCCAGGUCCUACUUCGCUAUCAGACGCAGUCGGGCAUCAUUGUUAUACCGCGUUCUGUGAGCAAGCAUCACAUGAGCGACAACUUCAAGCGGAUCUGGGACUUUGAAUUGGCCAUAGAUGAUACCAAGGCUAUUGAUGAUUUGGACUGCAAUGGUCGUUUUAUGACCAUGAAGGCGGCCUAUGGUCAUCCGCAUCAUCCUUUUGAGCCUGGCCAAACGAAAUAAAUUAGUUUCUAUGGAUUGAAGGACAUGUAAAGAGAAGGAUAUGUCAGGAUUAAUACAGCUUCUGGCACGAAUUUUGUUUAAGCUUUUGUCUUGUUUUAAAGAUGCUUUAAUAAAUCCAUGUAUUUUGCUAUGCAAA